This is a messenger RNA of Oikopleura dioica, 897 nucleotides long. Lineage: Eukaryota; Metazoa; Chordata; Appendicularia; Copelata; Oikopleuridae. The record is from the annotation of a GenBank genome assembly.
AUGACCCAGAAGUUGAACUUCGUUGAGGAAUUCCUCCUCUCCGGUGUCGCCGCCGGUGUUUCAAAGACUGGAGCCGCCCCCAUUGAGCGCAUCAAGCUCUUGGUUCAGAACCAGGAUGAGAUGAUCAAGCAGGGCACUCUUGAUCGACGAUACACUGGCAUCGUCGACUGCACCAAGCGAACCAUGGCUUCCGAGGGAAUCGGCUCAUUCUGGCGAGGAAACCUUGCCAACGUUCUCCGAUACUUCCCCACCCAGGCCUUGAACUUUGCCUUCAAAGGACAGAUCAAGAGCUUGUUCGCCCUCUCCAAGGACGCUUCCGCCCCCGCCAAGUUCGCGACUAACAUCGCUUCCGGUGGUUUCGCUGGUUCCCUCUCGCUCGCUUUCGUCUACUCCCUCGAUUACGCCCGUACUCGACUUGCCAACGACGCCAAAGGCAAGGACGGCAAACGACAGUACAACGGUUUGAUCGAUGUUUACCGAAAGACCCUCACUUCUGAUGGUAUCUCUGGUCUCUACCGAGGAUUCACCAUCUCUUGCGUUGGUAUCUUUAUCUACCGAGGUCUCUACUUUGGUCUCUACGAUACUGCUAAGCCUCUGUUCCUUGGUGACCAAUCCAGCUUCCUCCUUUCCUUCCUUCUCGGAUGGGCUGUGACCGUCGUUUCUGGCCUCGCCUCCUACCCCAUCGACACCGUCCGAAGACGAAUGAUGAUGACUUCCGGAACUGGCGUCCACUACAAGUCCUCCCUCGACUGCGGCAUGCAGGUCAUCCGAAACGAAGGCUUCAUGUCACUCAUGAAGGGCGCUGGUGCCAACGUUCUCCGAGGUAUUGCCGGAGCUGGUGUCCUCUCUGGAUUCGACUUGGUCAAGGACGCCUACGUCGCCAUGCGAACUGCUUAA